Molecule: messenger RNA, 624 nt
Organism: Prorocentrum cordatum
Lineage: Eukaryota; Dinophyceae; Prorocentrales; Prorocentraceae
Source: the annotation of a GenBank genome assembly
AUGGGCAACGAGCUGACAAAGUUCGCGUGCAGCGAUUGCAAGCGCGAGUAUUUGCCCUGCAGCGAGUUCUCCGACGCACAGGUGGAGAAGUGUGAGGUUCAGGAGCGGAAGAAUCAGGAAGAGGCCGUCAUCAGGUUGCUAGUCGCGACUUGCAAAGCCUGCGUCGCCAAGGCCAAGGAGGCGGAGGCGGCCAGGGCUGCCGAAAGAGCUGCAGAGGCCAAGGCGGUCGCUGCAGAGGUCACGUGGGAGCGGGUAGUUGUCACGCUGGAAGCGCGUCCCUUCGGGAUGACUCCUGCGAGCUCCUCCGAAGGAGGCGCCGCGGGCUACCGGGUGGCCAAAGCCUCCGAGGGCAAGCCGGCCUGGGCGCAGGGGGUGCGGCCUGGCUGGGCCCUGGCGUGCGUUGGCGAGCAGGAUGUGAGCGGCCUGCCGCUGGCGGAGGCCCAGGCCGCCCUGAAGGAGGCCGCGCUGCCCGCGGAGCUGGCCUUCGACGUCCCGCCCGCGGGCUGGCACUUCUGCGUCGGGUGCUGCGCCGCGCAGCCGCCGGAGGCCUUCUCGCGGAAGAUGCUGACGAAGCCGCCCGAGAAGAGGAGGUGCUCGGAGUGCGUGCAGGUGCAGGAGCCGUAG